Lepus europaeus (European hare) is the source of this 3737-nucleotide messenger RNA. RefSeq names its product zinc finger and BTB domain containing 7B (gene ZBTB7B). The record is from RefSeq and is a predicted model, not a curated record. The transcript is spliced from 4 exons. Gene Ontology annotation, molecular function: protein binding; DNA-binding transcription factor activity, RNA polymerase II-specific; RNA polymerase II cis-regulatory region sequence-specific DNA binding. NCBI's taxonomy places the organism in Eukaryota, Metazoa, Chordata, Mammalia, Lagomorpha, Leporidae. Bases 286 to 1932 code for a protein of 548 amino acids. Gene Ontology annotation, biological process: regulation of transcription by RNA polymerase II; positive regulation of gene expression.
GGAGGAGGCAGAGGGCGGCGGAGGAGGAGCCCCCCAGCAGCGAGAGGCGAGCGACUGACCGCGGCCUUCUGACCAGGACUGGAGCAGGGCCCCAAGCCCCCGGGCCUGGCGGGGGGACGCGCUUCUCCCCACACUCUGUGCCUCAGCAGCUCCAGCCAGCAGACCCGACGGCCGAGAGCAGGAAGAUGCCAACCUGGUCCUCAUCCUCCCUCACCCUGAGCUGCUGCUCCUGGAGAAGCCUGGCCCGGCUCCUCUCAGGCUCCCUGGCAGAGCCUAGAGGAGAAGAUGGGGAGCCCUGAGGACGACCUGAUCGGAAUUCCAUUCCCAGACCACAGCAGUGAGCUCCUCAGCUGCCUCAAUGAGCAGCGCCAGCUGGGCCACCUCUGCGACCUCACCAUCCGGACGCAGGGCCUCGAAUACCGCACCCACAGGGCCGUGCUAGCCGCCUGCAGCCACUACUUCAAGAAGCUCUUCACGGAGGGCGGUGGCGGAGCUGUCAUGGGAGCUGGGGGCAGCGGGACAGCUGCAGGGGGCGUGGGCGCCGGCGUGUGUGAGCUGGACUUCGUAGGGCCGGAGGCACUGGGUGCCCUGCUCGAAUUUGCCUACACAGCCACGCUGACCACUAGCAGCGCCAACAUGCCAGCCGUGCUCCAGGCUGCCCGGCUGCUGGAGAUCCCGUGCGUCAUCGCUGCCUGCAUGGAGAUCCUGCAGGGCAGCGGGCUGGAAGCCCCCAGCCCGGACGAGGACGACUGUGAGCGAGCCCGCCAGUACCUGGAGGCCUUCGCCACGGCCACGGCCACGGCCACAGCUUCGGCCUCAGCCUCAGGAGUUCCCAACGGCAGCGAAGACAGCCCUCCGCAGGUGGCCCUCCCUCCACCGCCACCCCCGCCACCUCGGCCUGUCGCCCGCCGCAGCCGCAAGCCCCGAAAAGCGUUCCUGCAAACCAAGGGGGCCCGGGCAAACCACCUAGUGCCCGAGGUGCCCGCAGUGCCCACCCACCCCUCGACCUAUGAGGAGGAGGAGGUGGUAAGCAGAGUGGGCAGCAGCGGGGGCAGUGGGCUGGGAGACAGCUACAGCCCUCCCGCGGGGACCGCCUCACCUCCGGAGGGGCCCCUGAGCUACGAGGCCUAUGAGGGUGAGGAAGAAGAGGAGGAGCUGGUGUACCCGCCAGCCUAUGGGCUGGCGCAAGGUGGCGGCCCCCCGCUGUCCCCGGAGGAGCUGGGCUCAGAUGAGGAUGCCAUUGACCCUGACCUGAUGGCCUACCUGAGCUCCUUGCACCAGGACGCCCUGGCUCCGGGCCUGGAUGGCCAGGACAAGCUGGUGCGCAAACGCCGCUCCCAGAUGCCCCAGGAGUGCCCGGUGUGCCACAAGAUAAUCCACGGGGCAGGCAAGCUGCCGCGCCACAUGAGGACCCACACGGGCGAGAAGCCCUUUGCCUGUGAGGUCUGCGGCGUCCGCUUCACCAGGAAUGACAAGCUGAAGAUCCACAUGCGGAAGCACACAGGAGAGCGCCCCUACUCGUGCCCGCACUGCCCAGCCCGCUUCCUGCACAGCUACGACCUCAAGAACCACAUGCACCUGCACACGGGGGACCGGCCCUAUGAGUGCCACCUGUGCCACAAGGCUUUCGCCAAGGAGGACCACCUGCAGCGCCACCUCAAGGGCCAGAACUGCCUGGAGGUGCGCACCCGCCGGCGCCGCAAGGACGAAGCACCGCCGCACUACCCACCGCCCUCCGCCGCUGCCCCGUCCCCCGCGGGCCUCGACCUCUCCAACGGCCACCUGGACACCUUCCGCCUCUCUCUGGCUCGAUUCUGGGAGCAGUCCGCCCCCACAGGGCCCCCUGUCUCCACCCCGGGGCCCCCCGAUGACGACGAGGAGGAGGGGGCGCCCACCACACCCCAGGCUGAAGGCGCCAUGGAAUCCUCUUAAAGAGGGGCGCGUGGCAGUGGCCAGGCUGGCACAGCACAAGGUGAGGGACACCCAUGCCAAGCAGUGGGAGCAGGCAGGACGGAGCUGAGGCCGGGGGCACGAGCCUUGCUGGCCUCAGGACGGGCCCCGUGGGCUCGAGCCCUCAUUGCAAUUGCGCACUGAGAGGGUCUGCGGGCAGCGGCUCCCCGGUGGAGGGAUUCGCCUGAGGAGCGAUCCAAACGCCAGCACGGAUGUAUUCACGGCUGUCGGAAUGGUGGGCUCCCUGUCCCCCAGCUGCUCCUGGGCAGUAGAAGCAAUAAUGUAUUUCUGAUUUGUGGGGUCCCACUUCGGCUAUGCGGGUUUCCAGGGGGUGCAGGCUUGGGACCAAAGCCUUGCCCCGCUCCCACGCCCCCUGGGGGUUUUGGCUGAAAGGGGGUGAAGGACCGCCCCUCCCUUCCAAGACCCCUCCUUCCUGGUUUCUGUUCCCUUUUCCUGGCAAUGAAUUAUGCAAAGAGGGAGGUGGCAAAGGAAGGGUAGGUGAGGGAGAGCAAGGUGGGAGCGCUGAAGGCUGGGGGGGCCUGGGCCUGUGAGGAAGGAGCCAUCCCAGUCCCCUCCGCCCUGCUCCCAGCGCUGAGUCAUGGGGUCCUGGAGAAGGGGGCGGGGUGGCCUGAUUGGCUCGCCCGCCCCUGGGGGCAGCGGGAGGGGCCCCGCCCAGCUAGGGGAGCCGCUCGGCUCCGCUCCCCUCCCCUCCACUCCCCUCCCGCGUCCCCGGGCAGGGAAUGUCUUGUUCCCGCCGCUCCCUCCCUGGGGCCAGAGGGCAGGGCGGGCCGGGCGGCGUCUUACCCUCUUCUCCUCCUCCCUACCUCCUCCCCGCCCAGGUGCGAGCCGGAGCCGCCGCCACCGCUGCCGCCCCUGACUCACGCCGCCCCCGGGCUGGCGGGGCGCUGGGCGUGGGACCGGGUGAGGGGUUGGGGGGAGCCUUGCGGAGAGCGGGCGAGCCGGCGCCCUCUGGCGGCCGUGCCCUGCGCGGGUGAGCGCCCCCGGCGGCCACUUACCGGGAAGCGUCUUGGCGCACCCGAGCCGUGCCAUCGGCGGAGCGGGCGCCUACCUCCUCGCUGGCUUGGCCUCUGGGAAAGUGGCCUGCGCACCCGCGGGAGAAAGAGCCCCUUCCCACUUACUCGCCUGCCGGGCGGGGGGAGCACCGUGCCCUGCCACUUCUCUGAGGAUCGAAUCCACCCCCUCUGUACAUAGCCUCUUCUGUUGGUCUUGUGGAAAUCUAGUCUCAGAUUUUUAACUACCCAAUUCUGCUGGGGCGGGGGAGUAUCUCCCCUCCCCCUUCCUCGCUGGGUGCUGGACCCCCGUUGCGGCCUGGGCUCUGCCUUGCACUAUUCCCCUCCCUGGCCUGGCGGUCCCUCCCCCUCCUAAAAGGGGCAGGUUCAGGGGCCCGGUGCUCUCCCUCCCUCCCGUGCACCCCUAUGCCCAUUUGCACAGCUGCCCAGGUACCCCCUACAGUGGGGAGGGGUCACAGGGAGGGGGUAGCGGGACCAGUCCCUGUAUCUAUUUAAGAAGUGAUGAUGUAAUAUAUUGGGGUGGGGGGGAGGUCGGGUCACCCUGGGCCUCAUCUUUAGCAUUUCAGGUGAUAGGGGGAGCCCAAGGCGGGGGAGACCUGGGGCCUAGCCCCAGAGACCGGGGACAGCGUGGCCUCCCCUCUCCCUACUUGCGGCUUUCCCAAUCAGUGCCUUAGGGGGGCAGGCGGUCCCCCCUCUCCUGUUCCUUCCCUUCCCCCUGCCCUCCCCCCCCCCCCCCCACCUCGGGUGUAAGCGACA